Messenger RNA from Cercospora beticola, 1311 nucleotides. RefSeq names its product putative 3'-5' exonuclease (gene REX4). Gene Ontology annotation, molecular function: 3'-5' exonuclease activity; nucleic acid binding. Gene Ontology annotation, biological process: ribosomal large subunit assembly; rRNA processing. Gene Ontology annotation, cellular component: nucleus. The record is from RefSeq and is a predicted model, not a curated record. NCBI's taxonomy places the organism in Eukaryota, Fungi, Ascomycota, Dothideomycetes, Mycosphaerellales, Mycosphaerellaceae.
CAACACGCAGAAUGCAGAUGUGAAGAGAUGUCAGGCCCGGAUUCAAAGACGAUCGGCAGCAACUGGAAGAUUCUGCAGCAACGAUUGGAGGCGGAGAAAAAGGCCAAAGGCGAGAGCAAUGGGGUGAAGAGGAAGCGAGCGCCGGAAAAGUCGACGACUGCGUUCAAGAAGAAGAAGACGUUUGAUUUCCAGUCUGCGAACGGGACGGCUUUGGGCAAGAGGCGGAAGAUGGGCGGUGUCAUGUCGACGGCGACGCCGGCGAAAGAGGUAGAUCUGGUCAAAGAGCAUGAGAUACCCCAGGAGGAUGUGGCAGCAGCAUAUGGGACAACGAAGAAGCGAGCGUCAUACACAGACGAUGUCAACGGAGGGUUACAUCCCACGCACAAGAUCGGGAAAUAUGUCGCUCUCGAUUGCGAAAUGGUCGGCACCGGACCUCCUCCCCAUCUCGACAACGUCCUCGCACGAGCUUCUCUUGUCAACUUCCACGGCGAGCAAAUCUACGACUCCUACGUCCAGCCUCCGCCCAAGGUCCGAAUCGAGGACUACCGAACAUAUGUCUCAGGCAUCAAGCCGCAUCACCUGAAGCCAGGGUAUGCGAGGACAUUUGCGGAAGUGCAGAAAGAUGUUGCGAAACUGCUCGAUGGAAGGAUACUGGUUGGCCACGCAUUGCGGAAUGACCUGAACGCACUGCUGUUGUCGCACCCAAAGAGUGAUAUGCGAGACACGUCGAGAUAUCCGAAGUUCAGGAUCGAGAGCAAAGGGAAACCGCCCGCUUUGAGGAAUCUGGCGAGGAGUGAGUUGGGGCUGGAGAUUCAGACAGGAGAGCACUCGUCAGUGGAGGAUGCAAGGGCGACAAUGUUAUUGUUUCAGAAAGAGAAGAGAGGGUUCGAGGAGGAGAAUCGGAAGAGGUUUGGGAAUCGGAAACCCGGGGGUGUCAGAGAGAACACGAAGGACACGAAGGAGGAUACUCCAGAUGUGGAGGAUGAUGAGGAGCAGGACAAGGAGCCGGAGGAGGAUGAGGAUGAUCUGGAUCUGUUGUCUGGAGAAGAGCUCGAGGAGGCUUUGGCAAAGGAAGCGAGUACUGCAGAAGGGAAGAAGACGCAAGCAAGCAAGAAAAAGAAGACGAAGAAGAAGAAGCGCACGAAGAGGAAGUGAGAUGGAGCAAAUUAGUCGUUGGGUGAACGCGUAGAAGGUUGUAAUAUGUGGAUACGAUACAAAUCCAGGUCAAAUCUGCAUGUGCGCCUUCGAUCGAUACAUCUUCAGGCUUAAUCCAACUGUCGCCGUUCUUCCUGUUCUCCCAGAAUGCCCUCG